Oncorhynchus nerka (sockeye salmon) is the source of this 3986-nucleotide messenger RNA. Its product is annotated as phospholipid phosphatase-related protein type 5-like. Gene Ontology annotation, molecular function: phosphatidate phosphatase activity. Lineage: Eukaryota; Metazoa; Chordata; Actinopteri; Salmoniformes; Salmonidae. Gene Ontology annotation, biological process: signal transduction; phospholipid metabolic process; phospholipid dephosphorylation. Gene Ontology annotation, cellular component: plasma membrane. The coding region runs from base 235 to 1260 and encodes 341 amino acids. The transcript is spliced from 9 exons. The record is from RefSeq and is a predicted model, not a curated record.
GACAACAUACCGGAGACACUGAAAGUAUUGAAAUUAAUGAGUUAUUUUCACGAGAAGGGACCUUGGAAAUUCGUAGAACACUAAAUGUACAUCCAAGAAGCAAACGUCCGUAGAGAUACAAACAUAUGAGUCACGUCUGGUUGUUUAUUUAUCACGUUCAGACUUCUGAAGCUGUUGAGUCGCUAAAACUCCUUGAGCAGUCCAAGUUAAUGCCACAUUUUGGUGUACGGAAACAUGCCUGCAGUCGCAGAAAGAUGGGAGCCAAGAGAUAAGAGGAAAUUCUUCACUUACCUGCUUGUGGAGCUGGUAAUCAUGGCGGGGACGGUCAUGCUGGCAUACUACUUCGAGUACACGGACACGUUUAACGUGCACGUCCAAGGGUUCUUCUGCUAUGACAAUGCCUACGCGAAGCCGUACCUCGGACCGGAGGAGUCCAGCGCGAUCCCUCCCGCUCUACUGUAUGCGCUCGUGGCAGGGGUCCCAACACUUGUGAUCAUGAUCUCAGAGACCGUCCUGUUCUUGAUACAAUACUCGUCCAAAGAGCUGGACAGUCAGGAGAAGACCAUGCUGACAGGAGACUGCUGCUAUCUCAACCCUCUGGUGCGCAGGACCUUUCGCUUUCUGGGAGUGUACACGUUCGGGCUGUUCACUGUGGACAUCUUUGUAAACGCGGGCCAGGUGGUGACGGGCAACCUGUCCCCCCACUUCCUGACGGUGUGUAAGCCCAACUUCACGGCCCUGGGCUGCCAGCACGCCCUCCGCUACAUCAGCCACCAAGAGGCCUGCACCGGGAACCAGGAGGAUAUCCUGCGUGCACGUAAAACCUUCCCUUCCAAAGAAGCUGCUCUCAGCGUCUACGCAGCUCUCUAUCUUGCGAGUUACAUCACGUGCACGGUGAAAGCCAAAGGGACGCGGCUAGCCAAGCCUGUGCUGUCGCUGGGUCUGAUGUGUCUGGCCUUCCUCACAGGACUCAACAGAGUGGCUGAGUAUCGGAACCACUGGUCUGAUGUCAUCGCUGGCUUCAUCAUAGGACUGGCCAUCGCUACCUUCCUGGUGGUGUGUGUGGUGCAUAACUUCAAAGGCAAGCUGUUGCUCAGUGAAGACCCCCCGCAGGACAACAUGCCUAGUGCUCCCAUGAUGAACAUGUCCAGAGUGGAGAGCCCACUGGAGAAGUACAUCGCCUCGCAGAUCUGGGCAGGAGCGGACAGGGGUUAUAUGGCAGUUGAACCACAUUAUCAAGAAUCACAUCACCUUCGCUGAAGUCACAUGACGUUGAAUCGUCCGUUUUGCAAACCCAUUGGACAUCAACGCUCUUCACCGUCCAAUCAAAAAUGUAAUAGUCGGGGUGCAACGCUAAGUCAUUAUGUACAGCUACUGUAUAAGGUCUGUCUGUGUUGUUGUCUUGUCAGUCCCUGUAUCAUAUCCUAUGCCGCAGUCAUGUAAAAACUCCUCAAUAGCUUGAUGGGAAGCUCUUUGCUGUGUUUCUCCAUGUGUUUACUGCAUUUAUUUCAUCUAUUUUUGGACUUAAUCCCUAAAUGAGGAAAAUUGACCUGAUUCAACUUGAAUUAACUCGACUUGUCAUUAUAAGCAGAAAUGCUGACACGCUGUGAUCCAGAUGCCACUUUAUACUGUAGAAGAGAGGACUUCAUCAUGGAAGUGACUGAUACAUUUUUUCCACAAUGUUGGUCGGAUAUGUUCUUAUUCAUUCUGCCAUCGCUUCAUGUAAAUUAUAUUUCAUCAUUGGACUCUAUUUUGUGUACAAUAAGCAUUGUUACAUUAUCAGUAUCCUAAAUAAUGGGAAGCUAGGGAGCAUUAUUUUUCUCAAAUGUAGCCUACUGUAUGUUGUGUUGAAUUUGUAGAUUGAAAAAUGUCCCUGUUGCCACAUACAGGGACAUAUAUUUCAACCCCAGAUUAUGAGAAAUGCAAACCAAUGAUGUUGGUUAGACUUUGAUUCAUGUUGCUUCAUUUUUAUUCAUGUUGCUUCACUUUUAUUCAUGUCGCUUCAUGUGGCAGUUCCUAAAGCUGAUACGCCAUCACUUGGAGCUCGAAGAGGGGUUGGUUGUCAUCUGUGUGUCAGCGUGUGUGUCCUCUCUCUCUCUCUCUCUCUCUCUCUUUAUUCAGCUCUCUCUCUGGUGUGGAAGGGAUACAGUGAAUGGAGCACAAUGUCGCUAAUCGUUUAGUAAUUACUUUAAGUCUAUUGUUGAUACAUGUGAACGCAUGUGACAGGGAACUGUGUCACUGUCUCACAGGCCAAUAUUGAGAUUUGUUGUGUUAUGGUGAAACGUCAUUGUCUUACUAUGAUUCUCUCAGAUAUUAAUGUAUGUAACUGAGGUUCAACAAUACCACAUCUGUCACUGGUGAAAUUUGAAAAGGGUCUUUCGUCCUAAGACACCUCAGAGUAUGCAGGGGAAAAAACUGCACUUUGCGAUGCAAGCUGCGAUUCGAUCGACCAACCCCAGUCAAUGCGAAAAUAGUUUUAAGAGGAGCAAUAACAUUCAUUUUCUGACUGUUUUGCCCAUGAGUAGAGAAGAGCAGAGCAUAAUAUUGAUGUCCCCAUUAUGUUGCCCCUGAAAUCUAUAUUUUUGUAAUGAUCACUAAAGCACUGAACUAUCAUAAAGGACACAACAACACAGGAACAUGAUAACAGCAGCACUUUAAAAUCAAGCUUGACUCAGAAACGCAGGCAAGAUGGCCGCCCAUACCGCUGCUGCUUGGAAAAUAUACGUAAUUAUGUCUAGAACAUUCAGGAUUUGUCAAAUCUGCUAACAUGUGCAUCGCAAGACCUAACGGUUAGUGUUAUUAUAUUCAAAUGAUGGAAAAAGUGAACUGUAUAAAAUGUAUACAUACUGUAGGUCAAUAUCCUUCUGUCAGACAUUAUGGCUGUCUAUUUUCUUAUGGUUGUGCACUGUAUGUAUGUGUGUGUUUGUUCACAAAAAGUACAGUACAUGUGUUAAUGGACUAGUAUUACUUUAACAUAGCUAUACCAUGUUAUACAAGUGCACAUGACUAUGUUCUGAUUUUGUUAUACUUUGACUUUAAUAUUUCCUCUAUUUAUGUUGUAUUACAACCUCUACUGCAUACUCAGAACUUUUUGUUACACUACAAACUCAUACAUUUAGUUAAACUACAUACUCAUACACUUGGUUACACUACAUAUUCAUACAUUUGGUUACACUACAUACGCAUACAUUUGGUUACACUACAUACUCAUACAUUUGGUUACACUACAUAUUCAUACAUUUGGUUACACUACAUACUCAUACAUUUGGUUACACUACAUACUCAUACAUUUGGUUACACUACAUACUCAUACAUUUGGUUACACUAGAUACUCAUACAUUUGGUUACACUAGAUACUCAUACAUUUGGUUACACUACAUACUCAUACAUUUGAUUAAACUACAUACUCAUACAUUUGGUUAAACUACAUAUUCAUACCGUUUUGUUAAACUACACAUUCAUACCGUUUUGUUAAACUACACAUUCAUACCUUUUUGUUAAACUACACAUUCAUACCUUUUUGUUAAACUACACAUUCAUACCUUUUUGUUAAACUACAUAUUCAUACCGUUUUGUUAAACUACACAUUCAUACCUUUUUGUUAAACUACACAUUCAUACCUUUUUGUUAAACUACACAUUCAUACCUUUUUGUUAAACUACACAUUCAUACCUUUUUGCUAAUCUACACAUUCAUACCUUUUUGUUAAACUUUUGGUCCAUAGGCAAGACUUUCAUGCAACCUAGCUACUGAUCUUUUUUUUAAAUGACAGGUUUUUCUUCUUGUUCUUCCCUGGUUUGAAGUUAGACUGUUACAUUGUCAUUAUUUAGCAUAGUGAAUCAUUUUGUAUGGAUGUUGUUGAUAUUCUGGUCACCCAGUUGUUUUACCAAACUUCUAUUUCAUUCCUUUGUCUUUUUAUCAUGACCUUUUACACUGUAGACAAAAUUCAAUUUACAGUCUUGGAAUAAAAAAUAAUUAUAUCAAGA